Messenger RNA from Cryptomeria japonica (Japanese cedar), 1742 nucleotides. RefSeq names its product serine carboxypeptidase-like 26. Gene Ontology annotation, biological process: proteolysis. The transcript is spliced from 9 exons. NCBI's taxonomy places the organism in Eukaryota, Viridiplantae, Streptophyta, Pinopsida, Cupressales, Cupressaceae. Gene Ontology annotation, molecular function: serine-type carboxypeptidase activity. The coding region runs from base 154 to 1647 and encodes 497 amino acids. The record is from RefSeq and is a predicted model, not a curated record. Gene Ontology annotation, cellular component: vacuole.
UCCAAAAGUUUUGGAAAAUGGGAGGGAAGACUUCUGGACUGACUUUACUUUGGGGAGAAGUCAUUUAAUCUCCACUAUUACAUACAAAUCCAUGCCCUGUUUUCUUCAAUUGAAGUGAAGCAAUCUGAGCAAUUCACAACAAUUUCUCUUAAAAUGAAAAAUUUCACAGUCCUGUUGUUAAUGUCAGUUGUAGCGCUGUUGAUCGAUCCUUCUCACCAGCUUAGUCGGCAUCGAAAUCUCUCAGAAAUUGUGGAGAAAAGGAGGUCUUCUGUGGAAAGGAAGCCAAAGGAAUGGACGCCUCCUUCCAUUAGCACUCAAAAUUCAUCGGCCCUAAAUCACUUGUACGCUCAAGAAGGUCUGCAGGAGAAUGACAAGAUAAUUUCUCUUCCCGGCCAACCAAAAGAUGUAACUUUUGCACAGUAUUCAGGGUAUGUCACGGUGGAUUCAAAGGCGGGCAGAGCUCUGUUCUACUAUUUUGCAGAGGCUUCCCAAAACCCUAAUACUAAGCCUCUCCUCCUCUGGCUCAAUGGAGGGCCUGGAUGCUCAUCGUUUGGAGUGGGGGCAAUGACGGAGCUUGGACCUUUUCGAGUUCAGCCUGAUGGAGCCACCCUUUCCAGUAAUCCCUAUGCCUGGAACCAAGUGGCGAACACCUUGUUUUUGGAAUCACCUGCGGGGGUUGGAUUUUCAUACUCAAAUACCACCUCUGAUUAUGAGAACGCCAAUGAUGACAACACUGCUCGGGAUUCAUACACUUUUCUACUGAAUUGGUUUGAAAGGUUUCCGCAAUAUAAGAACAGAGAAUUUUAUAUCGCAGGGGAAAGCUACGCUGGGUUUUAUGUACCUGAAUUGGCCGACACCAUUCUUAAGAAUAACAACUCUCGUACAUCUUUCAUAAAUCUCAAAGGAGUUAUGAUUGGGAAUGGAAUAAUAAAUGGCGAGACAGAUCAUUGUGGGAGGAUUGACUAUGUAUGGUCACAUGCAUUAAUGUCAGAUGAAGACUAUGCAAAUGAGCGUUGUAGUGCAUCUAAUUCAACUUAUCAAACAGAUAUUCACACAUUUCACGCUCAAUUACAAUCAUAUAUGGGAGAGAUAAACCCAUAUAAUAUAUAUGCACUGCUUUGUCCUUCUCAUCCUAAUCCUAUAUGGAGAUCUUCAAUUUCGACUGAUGCUACCCUUGCAAAUGGAUUAGAUGGAUAUGAUCCAUGUACCCCUGGUUAUGUGCUUACCUACCUUAACACACCUAAAGUGCAAAGUGCUCUUCAUGCAAACGUGACAAGUUUGCCUUAUGUGUGGACAGAAUGCAGUAAUGUACUUUCAUAUAACAGCUUAGACGUGACAACCAUGUUACCAGUAUAUCAAAGAUUGAUUGCAGCAAGAUUGAGAAUACUAGUCUACAGUGGAGAUGUGGAUGCAACGGUGCCAGUGACUAGUACAAGAUAUUCUAUCAAUGCAUUAAAUCUUCCAAUUGAGAAAGCAUGGUAUCCAUGGAUGGAUGGAAAUAUUGAUGUAGGGGGUUAUAGUGUAAUUUACAAAGGAUUAAUAUUUGCAACUGUAAGAGGAGCAGGACAUCAAGUGCCUAGUGAUCAACCAUCUAGAGCCUUGACCAUGACCAAAUACUUUUUGGCUGGCAAGCCACUACCAUCAUAGCAAACCCACAUUUGGACAUGCAUAUUAACAUUCAAAAUAUUUUAUAACUACUUAUGAUCACUAAAUUCUAUUAAAGAUAGAUGUUUUUACCAAUA